Molecule: messenger RNA, 2178 nt
Organism: Lachancea dasiensis
Lineage: Eukaryota; Fungi; Ascomycota; Saccharomycetes; Saccharomycetales; Saccharomycetaceae
Source: the annotation of a GenBank genome assembly
AUGAGCUCGACAAAUGCAUUAUCUUCGGAGUCAGGGCCCGAUCAGAGUGAGGGAGUAUCUCUUACCUCAAUUGAAGCCAUUCUUCCAGGAAACGGACUAUCUCAAGAAGGUGACGAAAAUAAUGAAGGCCCAGAGCUAGACUCAACAUUGCAAAAGUAUCGGGAAGCCUGUCAAGUUGGGGAUUUAGCCACAGUACAAACUUUGGUAGAAUCAGGAGCAAUCGACCUAAAACAGGACUACGAUAGCGAAAGAGUUUCGGGGCUACAUUGGGCAAGUAUCAAUAACCGUUUAGGCGUUGUGCAGUACCUUGUUAAAAAUGGCGCAGACGUCAAUUUUGCUGGAGGGAAUUUGAAUGCUACGCCUUUGCAUUGGGCUGCUAGGUACGGCUAUGUAUACAUUGUGGACUACCUCUUAGAGCACGGUGCAGACCCCGCCUUGGUGGACCAGCAAGGCUUUAACUUUCUACAUUUAUCCAUCAAUUCCUCGAAUAUAAUGCUGGUUAUAUACGCCCUUUACUUUGUUGCAGAUGACAAAGUUACGAUUGAUAGUCCGGACCCUAAUAACAGAACUCCACUCCUAUGGGCCGCAUAUCAGGGUGAUUUGCUAUCCGUAAAAGCGCUGAUUGAUUUCAAGGCAAAUGGUUCGCUUGUGGACUCGGGUGGUUUCUCGCCUUUGCAUUGGGCUACAGUAAAAGGGCAGCCCCAGGUUCUGAAGUCCCUCAUCAAUUAUGGUUGUGACUACUUUCAGAAGACGAAUGAUAGUAAAGACUGCUUUGUCAUAUCAAAAGAAAUGAACACCGUAAAAGAGUUUACUACUGCACUACGAGAAAACGGAUUGCGACCUGACGGCACUCCUAUCACAAAGUACUUCUCGAAUCAACGAAAUGCCAAGCUUACACUAUUUGUUACUCCAUGGAUUCUUGUAGGGUUGGUAAUCAAACUUUUGGCGACAAUAAAUGUUCCCAUAGCUUUAGUCUCUGCGGCGAUAACAGUUUAUGGAUCAAUCCGCCUGUUGAAAAAGUUUGUUAUUCCAGUGAUUGCAACUGACAGCGGUAGUGAUUCCUUCUUGAAGACACCCAUUUUGGCUGGGCUCCUAUUUGGGAGUCUUCUAUGGGUCAUAUACAUUUGGUUUACGAGGAUUGUGCCUGCAACUUUUUUCGAGGAGCCGUUUUACAAUCUGUUAUUUAUGUCGACGGCAACAUUCUGCGCCUUCUCUUUUGUUAAUUUGGUUUUCUCAAAUCCUGGUAAAGUAUUCAAGGAAGAUGACGUCGAUCAAGUGAAAGUCGCCAUCAAGGAACUGCUGCGGAUCGGCAAAUACGACACACGCCAUUUUUGCAUUGACACUUACAAGCGAAGACCUCUUCGGUCCAAAUACUCAAAAUUUAACAGCGCUCUGAUUGCAAGAUUUGAUCAUUUCUGUCCCUGGAUCUACAAUGACGUGGGAUUGAGAAACCAUAAGUUGUUUCUGUUCUUUCUCAUGUCCCUCAUUUCAGGUGUUGCUUGCUUUGCCAAGACAUGUUUGGAGUACUUUGACGUGCUAGAGGACUCCUCCGACGCCAACUUCAAUUGCGGAAUGUUUGAUGACGAAAUAUGUGCUGGACUACAACUAGAUACUUUUGCUUUCCUUGUAAUGGUAUGGGCUGUUAUACAGGGAAUAUGGGUGUCAUUUCUGCUGCUAACACAGCUUUUCCAAACAAUUAAGGGUCUCACCAACUAUGAACUACGAGAAAAAUCCCUGCAGCGGCACGGCCAAGACACGGCAACCGAAACAUUCAUGACGACCCCUACGGAUCUCAUGGAAGAAGAAGAGCUGAGUAUGUUGACACAAAGCGCCAUCAACCCGUCAGACCGUCUUGUAUUGGCUCACUCCCGCGGCUGUUUUGACGUAUGUUGUGGACUCACAGGCUUGGAUCAGUUUCUUCUCAUUGUCAGGGGAUUUUUUGGCUUCUCGAGAGUGUCAGAGGGACAACGAUCUGUUAAUCGCAGAUCACCUAUCAACCACGGCUGGAAAACCAACCUGACUGAUUUUUGGCUCUUGAGUGAUGUCACAGCACCGUUAUGGCAGAGAUUUCUGUUUUCUCCGCAACAUUUCAAGGCCAGCCUCAAUAACUGCGAGGUAGACUACAGUACAUUAUAUACGUGGCCGGAAGUAGCGCUUUCCGCUGAAGAUCUGGUGUGA